AUGGCCAAACAAUCUGAAAAGAAACGGGCAUUACGUGAGGAAAAACUUACCCAGCGUUACAAAAUUGCAAUGUACUUUUCCAUGAUCUCAUGGAUACUUGUUAACUUACUGAGAAAAACUCCAAUCAAUUUCACUAAUGUAUCUAGAUUCAUAGUAAUUUACACCUACUACUUCAUAGCUACUAGUCAAAUUUUUAAGUCAUUAGAUUUGGGCGUCCCAUUUUCCAUAUGGAAUGAUCUCUUCAUAGUCACUUUUUUGUCUCAAAUAUUAUCAAUCUUCACGCCUUUAGGAUACAAGCUCUUAUACAUCGUGCCAUUUUACCUAUCUUACAAGGGAUUUGCACUUCUUUACAAUUGGUGUACCGAGAAGCCCCCUCUAGACGAACAUUUGUGCCAAAAGAAACAGCAGAAGCAGAAAGUAAAAUAUAUCAGACACUAA
Messenger RNA from Babesia microti strain RI, 438 nucleotides. RefSeq lists its product as hypothetical. The coding region runs from base 1 to 438 and encodes 145 amino acids. The transcript has 4 exons. NCBI's taxonomy places the organism in Eukaryota, Apicomplexa, Aconoidasida, Piroplasmida, Babesiidae. The record is from RefSeq and is a predicted model, not a curated record.